AUGCUGCAGUUAGUCCGAGCCGCGUUGCGGCCAUGGGCUCUGCCCGCUGGCUGCCGGGGCCUGAGCUCGCUUGCGGAAGAGACAGCGUCACUGGCAGUGGAGCCGGAGCCGAUGGCAAUCGCAGGUCUCCCAGCGCCUGUGCUGCGCAAGUGCGAGCUUCCAGUGCGGACGCACAAGCGUCCGAUGCAAGCCUGGGUGGAGUCCCUACGGGGUUUCGAUCAGGAGCACGUGGGUCUGGCUGAGUUGCACCCCGAUGUCUUCGCCACAGAGCCCAGGUUGGACAUCCUGCACCAGGUCUCCGUCUGGCAGAGGAACUUCAAGCGAAUCAGCUAUGCUAAGACCAAGACGAGGGCUGAGGUGCAGGGUGGUGGCCGGAAGCCCUGGAAGCAGAAAGGCAGUGGGCGGGCCCGGCACGGCAGUAUCCGUUCCCCGAUUUGGCGUGGAGGAGGCAUUGCUCACGGCCCCCGGGGCCCCACGAGUUACUACUACAUGUUGCCCAUGAAAGUGCGGGUGCUGGGCCUCAAGGUGGCGCUGACUGUCAAGCUGGCCCAGGAUAACCUUCACAUUGUGGACUCCCUGGAGCUGCCAACACCAGACCCCCAGUACCUGACAGAGCUGGCCCAGUACCGCCGCUGGGGACACUCUGUCCUCCUUGUGGACUUGUUGCAUGAGGAGAUGCCACAGAAUGUGGUGUUGGCUACCUCUGGGCUAAAGACCUUCAGCCUGAUCCCAGCUGUAGGCCUGAAUGUCUACAGCAUGCUCAAACACCAGACCCUGAUCCUGACGCUGCGUACCGUGGACUUCCUGGAGGAGAAGCUGCUCUGGCAUGAUUCCCGCUACACACCUCUCUACCCCUUCCGCCUGCCCUACCGCGACUUCCCCUGA
Messenger RNA from Chrysochloris asiatica (Cape golden mole), 885 nucleotides. It is a transcript of the gene MRPL4, whose product is annotated as mitochondrial ribosomal protein L4. NCBI's taxonomy places the organism in Eukaryota, Metazoa, Chordata, Mammalia, Afrosoricida, Chrysochloridae. The transcript is spliced from 9 exons. The record is from RefSeq and is a predicted model, not a curated record. Gene Ontology annotation, biological process: translation. Gene Ontology annotation, cellular component: ribosome. Gene Ontology annotation, molecular function: structural constituent of ribosome. Bases 1 to 885 code for a protein of 294 amino acids.